Messenger RNA from Zingiber officinale, 1058 nucleotides. RefSeq names its product probable ribose-5-phosphate isomerase 3, chloroplastic. The coding region runs from base 14 to 913 and encodes 299 amino acids. The transcript is spliced from 2 exons. Gene Ontology annotation, molecular function: ribose-5-phosphate isomerase activity. The record is from RefSeq and is a predicted model, not a curated record. Gene Ontology annotation, biological process: pentose-phosphate shunt, non-oxidative branch. Lineage: Eukaryota; Viridiplantae; Streptophyta; Magnoliopsida; Zingiberales; Zingiberaceae.
AAAUAACCACUCGAUGUCUUCCCCAAUUCAAUCCACCAAAUCUCCCCAAAAGGUCUCGCCUUUCUCGCCCUCCGAUAGUCCCUCCACCAUGGCCUCCGCCGCCUCCCUCCUUCCUUCCUCGCCAUCGCUCCUCCGCCGCAGCGCGCUCCUCUCCCAUUGCCGCCGGCCCGCCGUGUCUCCUGUCCUAGCGCUCUCCGCCCCCGUCGCCCUCACCCAGGACGACCUCAAGAAGCUCGCAGCCGUCAAGGCCGUCGAGUACGUCAGCAGCGGCAUGGUCCUCGGCCUCGGGACCGGCUCCACCGCCGCCUUCGUGGUCGCCGAGAUCGGCGCCCUCCUCGCCAACGGGGAGCUCAGUGACAUCGUGGGAGUCCCCACGUCCACACGAACGUAUGAGCAGGCGCUGUCAUUGGGGAUCCCGCUCUCCACCCUCGAUGACCACCCCCGCAUCGAUCUCGCCAUCGACGGCGCAGAUGAGGUGGAUCCAGAUCUUAAUCUUGUAAAGGGGCGCGGUGGAGCUCUGCUUCGCGAGAAGAUGGUUGAGGCAGCAUCCGAUAAGUUUGUUGUCGUAGCUGACGAGACGAAGCUUGUAUCUGGAUUGGGUGGAAGCGGCCUCGCAAUGCCAGUGGAAGUGGUGCAGUUCUGCUGGAAGUAUAACCAGAUAAGGUUGCAGGAAUUAUUCAGCGAAGAACGAUGCCAGGCUAAGCUCAGGUUGGGCAGUGACGGGAAGCCCUACGUCACCGAUAAUUCAAACUACAUCAUUGAUUUAUACUUCAAGACGCCGAUUAAAGAUGCCGCUUCGGCAGGAAAGGAGAUCUCAGCAUUGGAAGGGGUUGUAGAACAUGGGUUGUUCUUGGACAUGGCAACUGCUGUUAUAAUUGCAGGCAAAGAUGGGGUGACUGUGAAGGCAAAGUAAGUUGAAAUGCUGAGACAGUUUCCUAAAAACAGAUCAUGUAAAAUUAAAUACAAGCCUGAGUCUUUAUCAAAUUAUUGAUAAACAUUGUAUGUUCCUUCAACUUUAUUGAAAUAAAGCUGUUUUAUGCCCUUUCUUCUUAAGAGAA